AGUGUGCUGUAUUAAUAGUGAUGCGUGCUGAUGCACAGACAGUCCUUGCUCUGGUAUCUAAUCUAAUGUGCAGUUUUCUGCAGAAGCCUGCUUGAUGUCCUGAUAUGCCUUGUGUUUUAUUGUUUGACAAGCUACCUAGAUGUGUAUCACCAGGAUGUAUGAGGUAGCCCAGGUUCGAUUCCCACCGGUCCAAGGCCACACCCCUAAAGUAUACCCUUCACCUUGUAUAUUUACAGUACAUGAACACCUGCUGUGGGGUUUACUACAGAGAUGCAGAUACAGAUAUCUUUUCCUAUUGUGUAACUAUGCAGAAGGGUGAUUAAAGCUCUUUUAUAUCUGAGGGCCACCCCGUCCUAUCAAGUGUGAGUCCACUCAAUCCCAUGUGUGGGUACUGUUGUGUCCCCCAAUGCUUCCCAGUGGGUUUCUACUCUGCAUCAGACUAUUGUUAUAGCCUGCUAGUUCACACACUGGGUGAAGAACCCAAGCCAAACACUGAAGUGAUAGAAAUAAUUUAUUAACACAUCACUUGGACAAAUCACUUUCCUCACAGAGCCCACAGUUUCUGGCGGUUUCCACCUCAAAAAGAAAGUGAAUGUUCUUGCAAUUGAAUACACAUGUCAAAGAUCUAAAUUUGUCUUUCCAAACUCCAGACUAGCUUUUGGAUAAUGAAGUCAAGCAAUUGAAAUGUAACAAAACUAGCAGUUAUGACCUUAGGCACCUAAAAUAGAGAAAAUAAAGAACAUUAUGUGUCUUCACCUAUUGUGUAAUAUGUGGGAGCCAAUCUAAUAUCCAGACAGCACAACCUGGACGAAGCAUGGAAAAUUUAAAACAGUCUCACUCCGUUUUGUAUGAUAUGUUACAAAUUCCAAUUUGCUGUGGCUAACGCUAACGUUAGCUAGGCAGCUAACGCUAACAUUAGGUAGGCGGCUAACGUUAGCUAGGCUAGGGGAUAAGGUUAGAGGAAGGGUUAGCUAACAUGCUAGUAGGUGCAAAGUAGCUAAAAAGUAUUAGCGAAGUUGCUAAUUAGUUAAAAUGCUGAAGUUGUCUGUGAUGAGAUUCAAACACGCAACCUUUGGGUUGCUGGACAUUUGCGUUACACACCCACCAAUCCACUGUGGCAUACCAUCCUCCUUUUGUUUUUGGCUUGUAACCAUACCAACAGUAACAUAUCAAACUCAUUUCAGUGUCCCGGAUUUACUUUUACUAUGUUACAUCUAGUCUAUGAGACCAGGCUGAACAGUGAAAAACAGAAGUCCCUUAAUGACAUUCUAAGUGCCCAAAAAAAACCAGCCCAGACUGUCUGCUGGAUUGUUUGUGUUCUAGCCUCUCCCUGUCCCACUCUCCAUUGUAAUGUACUGUACUGUACACACGUGUUGUUAUUUCCCCUGCUUUACAGAGGCAGUGAGGCCAUCACAGCUGUCUUACAGAGGGAGCUUGACCACUGACCUCAACUGCCAUACCACUGGGACAAACAGCAUGAGCCCCUGGAGGAAGCGGGGGAACCAUGGGGUCCUGGGGUCACGGCCUGUGUGUGGUUUUGUGUUUCUGGGGAACAGUUAGCGGGAGCAUGCUUCAGAGUUGCACUGUUGGCCCGUGUACUGUCAAUACUGGCACGGCAUCAUUUAACUGCAGUUGGAGGAAACUGGCUCAUAUUCCAACAGAGAUAUGGGACAAUGCAACCACACUGGACCUCUCCCAGAACCACCUCAACUUAACUAACCCUCAACACCUCAGACAACUACAGGGGUUGGAUCAGCUGGUUACCCUCAAUCUCUCAGGCAACUACCUCCCUCUGCUGGGGAAAGACAACCUCUGCAGCCUCCCCUCCCUGCAUACACUCGACCUCAGUGGCUGCCAAUUGACUUCCAUAGAGGCUGGAGCUCUGCAGGGUUUACCCAGGUUAGGGGAGCUGUUUUUGGGGCACAACAGACUGCAAGUCCCCCUGUCUGUCUCCACUCGAGAUAUAGUAACUAUAUCCUUCCUGGAUUUCCAUGGGAACCAAGAGCUUGAGCGUGGCUCUGAUGAUUUGUCGACAGGAAUCAGAAGACCAUCUCAUAGAAAACUGUUGGCAAAUGACCGUGAAGAUUCCACCACAACUCCAACGAACACAAUGACUACAGCUAAUGGCACAGAGUCGCCCGGUCAGAGCCGCCCCUCCCACCGUUGGCAAUAUUUGGUGGCAGUCCUUGUGACGGCAAUCUCCCUCUCCCUCCUCAUCGCCAGCCUGGCCAAAUGCCAGCUGGUCCGCCGCUACCUAGCCAGCUAUCGCCACACCCGUCUGACCGAGCAGGACACAGCCAGCCAGUGUGACCCCAACAGUCUGGAGGUGGGCUUCUCUAUGUACAACCAUGGGGGACAGGCACAGAGCCCCCACCCUGCUGCUGUCCCCCAGGGAGAGAUUGAGAUAGAGGAUGAGGAAGAUGAUGAUGGCUUCAUAGAGGAUAACUACAUACAAGCCAGCGAGAGGGAGAGGGCUAAGAGGGCACUUGAAGUGGAGGAAGAGGAGGAAGAGGAUGGGAUGGACUUUACCAUUGGCUAGGAAGAAAGGGAGAAGGUGGAAAGAGAGGGGAGAGAAUGAGAGAGGGAAGAGAGAGAGAGAGAGAGGUCACUAGCCUAUUUGGAUACUGAUUGGGGCCAAUGCAGAUAUUAAACAAUUGCAUGUCUAUUUCCAUCAUCUUUAGAGGACAAAAACAGUCCAGAGACAGAUGAAUACAAAACUGAUAAUAGCAAUAACUCAAUUUAGCUCCGCAAUAGGGCACCUUUGCCUGUGUCUUUCAAUGGAUUUCAAAAUUGGACUGUUGGUACAGACUUUGAUAGAAAUUUGUUCGAAAAUUAUUAUUUAAAGUGAGUCAAAUAAUCAAUCAAUUUGUUUUUGAGUUAGAUUUUUUAAAGUUUUACCAAUGCAUUUGAUGUUAUUUGGGUGUGCCUGCACUCCAUUUUGUUACAUUUGUAGAUAAAAUAAAACGUUUUCAAAUUCAA
This is a messenger RNA of Oncorhynchus masou masou (cherry salmon), 2979 nucleotides long. RefSeq names its product leucine-rich repeat-containing protein 19-like. Bases 1505 to 2539 code for a protein of 344 amino acids. Gene Ontology annotation, molecular function: protein binding. The transcript has 4 exons. NCBI's taxonomy places the organism in Eukaryota, Metazoa, Chordata, Actinopteri, Salmoniformes, Salmonidae. The record is from RefSeq and is a predicted model, not a curated record.